GCGCGUUCGGGCGGCCCAGGGCGGCACCUUCCUAUUUCUUCUCAGCCGCAGCCCUCCCUUUAGAGUUGAGCAUCUGUUUGCCUGAAGUUAAUUUCCAGAAGCAGGUGUCCCCAGAACUGGGCCAGGGGGAUGAACCGCGAGGGAGCACCCGGGAAGAGUCCGGAGGAGAUGUACAUUCAGCAGAAGGUCCGCGUGCUGCUCAUGCUGAGGAAGAUGGGGUCAAAUCUGACCGCCAGUGAGGAAGAGUUCCUGCGCACCUAUGCAGGGGUCGUCAGCAGCCAGCUCAGCCAGCUGCCCCAGCACUCCAUCGACCAGGGUGCAGAGGAUGUGGUGAUGGCGUUUUCCAGAUCGGAGACGGAAGACCGGAGGCAGUAGCUGGAAGCCCCUUGGAACUCCCUGGAAGCUACCGAUGGCCAAGAGAUCUGUGUGGCUCCUCUGCUGGUUGAGUGGUAGCAAACCACCGUCUUCUUACCCUUUGCUCCCCAUACCCCACCCGACCCUCCCCACCAGCCACUCAGCAGGGUUGGCAUCAAGGUGGUCUGUGAUUGGCUUGAAGGGAUGGACUUGAGAUUGGCUGCAGGAAGAAACCUUUUUAUUUUUAAAUCUUGACCAACGGAAACCUUUUAUUUUUAUUUCUGACUCUUUAUUUUUUUAAAAAUUUGCGCCUCGGUAUUUGGCUUCCCUGGAAGCUGUCCGAGCUCUGGUGCUUUAUUUAGGUCAUUUUUAGGAAUGUGAAGAGGCCCGAUUGGCUGCUUAAACUGGAAAAGGGUUGUGAUUGGCUGGCUAUGGGAUGUGGUCUUUUAUUUGAUUGGCUGCAGGCGUUCUGCUCGCAUCAUCCACUUCCUCUGUUCUGAAUGCAGAAAGCAGGGUUCGGGAUAGUGAUUGCCAUAUUUGACUUGAAAAAAAAAAAAAGAAGAAAAGAAAGAAAUUAAAUGAGCUUUGCAAUAUUUAUUACAGAAAGAGCGGGCUGCUGCCGUGGGUUUGUGUUUGAAUUUGAUUGGUAUUAAGUCCAUGCAUUUGGUCUCCCAUUGGCUCACCCCUAACUCCCAUUGCCAUGGGCUUACUUCCACUCUGCUGCUUCUGUGAGGCCUGAGGGUACACCUGGAGGUUGCAUGUGCUUUAAUGACCACACCUGCCUCCACCAGCAAAGGGACCUCAGGGACCCAGAGCAGGGUCCACAGCUGGACAACAGGGCCCCCAGGGAGCUUUGUGUUGUCCUGAGCCAGCAGCCCAGAACUUAGGGGUGACCAGGAGGCAGGAUUGAUAUACUCAAUUCUGAGAGCUGGCAGGCAGCCAGUUUCCUGGAUUGUGCAGAGCUCUCCAGGCCUCGCUGGCCAGCCUGUGCUAAAUACAGGAGUGCUGAGCAGAGCUCUCCAGGCCUUGCUGGCCAGCCUGUGCUAAAUACAGGAGUGCUGACCGGCAGCUCCAGCCUCCCCCCCACCCCGCGUCUCACUUCCUCAGGCCUUGGGAUCCUCCCCGAUCCUGAAGAUUAUAAGGAUCUUUACCAGAGCCUUGAACCCAAGCAGAUGCUCCAGUUUCACUUCCAGAACCCAGAGACUCCAAGCUCAGUUCCAAGCACAAGCUAGCCAGGCUUCCCAGGGUCCAUUGCCGGGGCAGUAGGUCCAGGAUAGCAAAUGUGUUCUCCCUGAGCCCAGGCCCCCAUUACAUUGUAUCUCACCGUGUCCGCACAGAAGGGAGAGUAGCAUGGCUUAUUUAUUAUGAAGCACCCACUUGGAAAGCCAGCUAGACUUUCACAUAGUAGGCCCCACAGUUUACUCAGGUCCAGCCCCGGGGUUACAUUUUAGAGCAGCUCCUGAGAAGAAGGAUCUGGGUCGUCAUCCCGUGCCCACCAUGCCUUCCUUCCCCAGGAACGUGACAAAUAAUUGAUGGCCCUUUCUGGUCCUGAUCCAGAAAACUCUGGAGUAUCUUCCCUUCUCAGGGCUUAGGCCUCCCAUGUGUCAGAGAGUGUGCUGGAGCCCAGUGCCAGCGUGUCUCGAGACCAAGCCCUGGGACACCUCGUUGUUGGUGGAUGGUUCAAGCUUACCAGCCUUGUUCCAGGAGGAGGAUGUGAACGCCAUGUCCUUCAGCACAUCGUCCCUGUUAGCUGACAGUGAGAUGCUUGGUUCGGCCAUUGAGCUCCAGGGAGCAAGGACAGUGCAGAAUCAGCUCCGUCACCCCCAACCUGACCAGCAAGAGCCCAAGAGGAGAGCAUCAUUCCUGGAGAGGAACAGCGUGUAUGUGCAGGCACGGUAUGAGCUCACACUGACAGCCACGUGCCUGCUCUGCUGGCACAGUGUGGUCUGGAGAUGUGUCAGGGCCCCUGGGCAGAGAUGGGGCUGUUCAGUGAUUGUGUGAUUUUAUCUAAAGUCGGGUGUGGCCAGCUUCAGUUGGUUCCUGUGACUGUUUUGAGACCAAGCCUUGGUGAUGGUGUGUGCUCUAUCUUAGCAGUGGUUCUCAGCUCAGCCUCUGAGGAAGAAAGGCGCAAGUAUCGCUGUGGCUUCUUAUUCUAACUGAAAGUCUAUCUAAUGGAGAAAAAAAAAUAACAAUAAAGAUUUUUCACAGCUUGG
Grammomys surdaster is the source of this 2567-nucleotide messenger RNA. It is a transcript of the gene Ctnnbip1, whose product is annotated as catenin beta interacting protein 1. The record is from RefSeq and is a predicted model, not a curated record. The coding region runs from base 130 to 375 and encodes 81 amino acids. Gene Ontology annotation, molecular function: beta-catenin binding. Gene Ontology annotation, biological process: negative regulation of Wnt signaling pathway. NCBI's taxonomy places the organism in Eukaryota, Metazoa, Chordata, Mammalia, Rodentia, Muridae. The transcript has 5 exons. Gene Ontology annotation, cellular component: nucleus; cytosol; beta-catenin destruction complex.